Molecule: messenger RNA, 696 nt
Organism: Lathyrus sativus (Indian pea)
Lineage: Eukaryota; Viridiplantae; Streptophyta; Magnoliopsida; Fabales; Fabaceae
Source: the annotation of a GenBank genome assembly
AUGGGGGGAAGAGUGUCUCUCAUUAAUUCGGUUCUUUUUAACCUCUCAAUUCAUCAUCUGGCCUUCUACAAGGACCCCAAGAAAGUUGUAAAGGAUUUCAUCACAAUCCAACAUAGGUACUUGUGGGCUGGGAAUUCUAAAAAUAGAUUCGUUUCUUGGAUAUCUUGGAAAUUAGUCUGUAAACCGAAAGAAUUCAGAUGUCUUGGAAUAAAACACGUCGGUCGAUUUAAUCGUGCUAUUCUCGCAAAGUGGUUAUGGAAGUUCCAUAGUGGUGGGAAUGAAAUUUGGAGGAAGACUCUCACUAACAAAUAUGGUACUCUAAAUAUCAAGGUGCAUACUUAUCUAGAUGUUGGUAGUUUGAAGACUGACUCUCUUUGGCUGAAGGAUAUUUUGUCGAUCUCAAUUUCCGAGCCUCACGAUAACUUUUGCAACUUUAUGGGCUGUUCUGUUGGAGACGGCUCAGGUGUGGCUUUUAGGAAGUCGAAUUGGAUUGGUGAUACGCCACUGAAAGUUAUAUUCCCUCGUUUGUUCCAGGCCUGCAGAUGCAAGGCGUCGUCCUUAAGUGAGAUGGGAGAGUGGGAUGGUGAGCUGUGGCGGUGGAACCUGCUUGAAUCGAUGGAUACUACAGUUACUCCUCCUGAACCUGACAGGAGCGACUGCCGCAUGUUGCUGGAAGCUUCCUCUGUUAAAAAAUAA